UCAAACUACAAUUCAUUCCCUGUUGGAUUAGUUUGUCUGUCUGCUUAAUUAGGAAGCAUGGAUGCUAAUUCGGUUCAUCAGCCAGAUCCAUUUACGAACACAGCUGUAUCUCUGAGUGCGAUUCUACCGGAGGUUCUUAAAGAAGAUAAUUAUGAAAGGUGGAGUAUUUUAAUGCAACACUAUUUAGUAGCUCAAGGUCUUUGGGAUGUUGUUCUAUCAAGUCAGAUUCCUUGCGCUGAAGAUUCAGGCGAUUGGAUUAAAAAGAAUGCUUUAGCUCUGCUUGCAAUUAAGACUUCAUGUGGAGCAAAAACGUUCGAUCAGCUUAAGAAUAUGAAUUCAGCCAAAGAUGUAUGGGAUGCAUUGGCUGAUUUGCAUAAACCACCGAAUGAUGCAGGGGUAUUGGACAACAAUGAAAGGACUGAAUUUGUGACUCUAUUCAAAGACAUCUACGAUGGGAAUUGGAAUGCCCUAAAUUCCUUAGACAGAAUAAUUGAAAUAAUUUUUCCUGGCGGUUUUACUGUUCUGCAUAUUGCAACUAUUGCUGGUCACUUGAAGGUUGUCAAUGAAUUGGUUAAGAUAGUGGGAGAAGAGUACUUGGAAAUACAGGAUGAUAAUGGUGAUACAGCUCUUUCUCAUGCUGCUUGUAAUGGAGAAAUGAAGAUUGCAGAAUGCUUGGUUCAAAAGAAUGAUAAAUUGCUUACCAUUAGGAACAAUGAAGGACACAUACCACUUGUGGCCGCAUGUUUCAACAAGAAGAAGGAUAUGUCAUCCUAUCUUUGCUCCAUAACUCCGCUUGAGUUCUUACUUCCAGAAAAUAGCAACCAGGGAACUUUGUUCCUCAAAUACUGUCUACUCAACUCCAUGUUUGAUGUUGGUUUGGAUCUAUUCCUUCGUUGUCCGCAAUUGGCAACUACUACUAGAGAAUCCAUUACUAUUUCACAAUUGUCUGUUCACCCUUCUUUAUUCCGUAGCGAAACAUGGCUUGACCCUUAUAACAAAUUUUUCUAUAAAUACCUAUGCAUUGUUAAACUACCAUCUCCCUCUGAGGGCAUGCAUAGAAGUAGACAUAAAAUCUUCCAAUCACACGUAGCAUGGGUUAAAGUAAUAGAUGGAAUAUUGGAACUCCCUUUUUUUAUACCCCGUCGAUUCUAUGGAGCUGCUAGACUGAAGGACCUAUAUAAACAGAAGUUAACCCAUAUGUAUGCCAAUUCGGUUUUGCAAUACUGGUGCAAGGAAAUAUCAACCUACCGGAAUACCAGACAACUUGUUGAAAGUGGAACAAUCUCUGCAAUUUUCGAAGCAAUCAAGAAUGGCACAGUCGAAAUUGUGAUUGAGAUCCUUAAAGCAAACCCAGAUUUAAUUUGGUGCAAUAAAAAGCUUUCAAGAGAUAUACUCAUCGCUGCAAUCAAGCAUCGUCAAGGAAGGAUUUUAGAGUUUGUUUAUAGACUUGAUGCAGGAAAGAAAGCAUUUCUCUCUAUAGGAGAUGAAGAUGGAAACAACGUGUUGCAUCUAGUGGCUAAGUUACCUGACGAUCGAAUUUAUAACGUUCUCUAUCCAGCUUGGGUUAUGCAACGAGAAAUAAAGUGGUUCGAGGAAGUUAGUAAUGUUCUUCCACGAUGGUAUCGACAAGCCAAAAACCUUUAUGGUGAAACUCCACACCAAGUUUUCCGCAAAGAACACCAGCAAUUGACAAAAGAAGCGAAUGAAUGGGCAAAGAAAACUGCGGAUUCUUAUAUUCUCGUCCCUGUUUUAAUUGUCACCAUUAUGUUUGCAGCACUUUUUACAGUUCCUGGCGGCAACAAUAAAGAAACCGAUGUCCCCAUAUUAUUGCACAGAAAGCUGUUUUCCGGGUUUCUAGUAUGUGAUGUGGUGUCCUUCCUUGCUGCAUCAGCAUCAAUGCUGAGAUUUCUAGAUAUACUCGCACAAUCCCAUGGUCCAGUUCGUCUUCGCCAAAUUCUGCCCUUCCAUUCGAUGUUGGCUAUUUCCUUACUCGCAAUUUCAAUAGUAACAAUGAUCCUGGCCUUCAUUUUUGCUCUUACGAUGAUGUUGCAAAAGAAGUGGCAGGUGCUACCGGCUAUCAUAAUAUACCUACCUGUAUUUACCAUCUCCAUUUUGAUUGGCUGGCUAUAUCCCACCAUUUGUAAUGUCUAUACAAUGACGUUUCGACCAAUAAUCUUCAAGAGAUGACCAAUGGACGGUAUUUAUUGAAGCAUCUCCACAGUUUUUUAUGGUGUCAAAUCAUUUGCAUUUUUUGUAAUUUUGUAACGUCUGCAAUAUUAUGUUAAUUAUGAACUUUUUCUCUUUUUCGAAAAUAUCUGGUGUUACACAUUUUUUUCUGAAUUUCUUCUAUUUCAAGUUUAAUUUUCAUUCUUCGUUCGCUGCAAAGGAAGUGCAAGAAAAAUAAAAUAUGAAAAUCCUU
This is a messenger RNA of Rubroshorea leprosula, 2419 nucleotides long. NCBI's taxonomy places the organism in Eukaryota, Viridiplantae, Streptophyta, Magnoliopsida, Malvales, Dipterocarpaceae. The record is from the annotation of a GenBank genome assembly.